AUGGUUGAGUCAGAGAACAACCGUCACGAAGGAAGCGAAGGCGAAACGAAAGAGGACCCGCAAAAAGGCAAAACCGUGCUUGCUCAACAAGUUACCGGAGUCGUUAAAUGGUUUAAUGUCAAGGCGGGUUACGGCUUCAUCAACAGAAAUGAUACUCAUGAGGACGUUUUCGUUCACCAAUCGGCUAUCCGACGCAACAACCCAAGGAAGUUUGUUCGUAGCGUCGGUGAUGGUGAGGAAGUCGAGUUCGAUGUUGUGGAAGGCGAGAAGGGGAACGAAGCCGUGAACGUCACUGGACCUGAAGGCGCUCCGGUGAAGGGCUCCGUUUACGCUCCCGACCGCCGCGGCCGAGGGUUUGGAUACCGCGGUUAUGGUGGCAACUUCCGCGGUGGCUACCGACGCGAGGACGGAGAAGACGAAGGUCGUCCCCGUGGGCGCGGCCGAGGUCGUGGACGUGGUUACGGCUAUCGCAACCAGUAUUCCAAUAACCGGCGUUACGAAGAUGAGGAAGGUGAAGACGAGAAGGCAGACGAAGGUUCCGGUGAAGAAGAUGCACCACCGAGAGUGCCGCGAACGCGAGGUCGCGGUCGCGGCGGUGGUGGUCGAGGCUACAAUCGGGGCUUUUCUUACUACCGCGGGAACCGUCGCGGACCUCCUUAUCCAAAUCGAGACCAUGGCGGGGAAGAGGAUGCCAGUGGGGAAGGCGCCGAAAAACCGCGUUCACCCCCUCAGCGCGGUCGCCGUGGUGGUCGCCGAGGUCGUCGCGCCAAUGCGAGUGAAAACGAAGGCGCUGAUGGUCAGGGCUACGACAAGCACGACGACGAGAAGGAGCGCGGAGCAGGGGAUGCUCAGAGGGCCGACUAG
Notodromas monacha is the source of this 864-nucleotide messenger RNA. The record is from the annotation of a GenBank genome assembly. Lineage: Eukaryota; Metazoa; Arthropoda; Ostracoda; Podocopida; Cyprididae.